Molecule: messenger RNA, 11917 nt
Organism: Schistosoma haematobium
Lineage: Eukaryota; Metazoa; Platyhelminthes; Trematoda; Strigeidida; Schistosomatidae
Exons: 6
Coding region: 1230-2867 (545 amino acids)
Biological process (GO): response to unfolded protein; regulation of transcription by RNA polymerase II
Cellular component (GO): nucleus
Molecular function (GO): DNA-binding transcription factor activity, RNA polymerase II-specific; RNA polymerase II transcription regulatory region sequence-specific DNA binding
Source: RefSeq, a predicted model, not a curated record
CGUAGAAAGAAAGAUAUGAAGCGAUUUUAAUCUCUUAGUUUAAGGGAAGACAGAGUGCAUACACCGACGCCAUUGUGAUCGAUUCUGAGCCAUGUCACCAAGAGUCUCCAACCAUUGGUUACGAUAGUCACACGGACCCCAACCAAGUAGUCUGCAUCUACCAACAUGGAUCAGAUUAGAAUUUAAUGACUUCAAGCACUGAUGCCACGUUUUGGUUUGGCCGCCCCUAACUUUCUUCCAACCAUCUCCAACACCGGUUAGCAUUGCACUUCGUGGUAAUCGGUGUUCAGGCAUACGUAACACGUGGCCCAACCAUCUCAGUCGAUGAAGAUUCACAACCUCAUCAACUGAUUUACCAUCAUUCCCUAAUGCCCUGCGUCUAACCUCGCUAUUACUUACCCGGUGAUCCCAGUAGACGCCAACAAUAUUUCUAAAGCAUCUGUGGUUGAAUACUAGUAGCUUACGACUAUCUUCUACUCUUAAUUGCCAUGUUUCGCUGUCGUGAUUUAAAACAGAACGGACUGCCGCGCAGUAUACUCGUCCUUUUAUUGAUAGACGGAUAUUUCUCCUUCGCCAAAGGUGACGUAAGUUGGCAAAAGCCAAACGAGCUUUCCAAAUUCGUGCUGAGAUUUCGUCAGACACCAACCCAUUAGGGCUGAUCAGAUCUCUGAGAAAAGUGACGUUUUCGAUGCGUUCGACUACUUCAUUCCCUAUCCUUAGUUCAGGUGUUGACGCAGACCAGUCCUGAAGGAACAACUUGCAUUUAGAGUGGGAGAUAUGCGUCGUGAACAUCCAGGCAUUGGUGUUCAGUGCUGGCAUUAGAUUCUGAAUUUUACCAGAGUCUUCACCAAACAGGACUAUAUGAUCUGGGUAUUCUAAAUUGAUAAGUGUACCUUCUGGUUGGAACAUGAUUGAGAGUUGAAAUUGACUAUAGCGGCUUUUUAAAAAAUAUUUCUGUUUACGCUAUAGUGGAUGAUGUAUUCAUAUCUACUACCGCUGUUAAGACGAGAUUAUCUCACUCACUUUUCAUGGCAUUCACUGUCUAACUACAAAGUAAACUGGACAUUGAUGUGGCGAGUUAAUUACUUCUCAAAAUACAGUAAAAAAUUGUUACGCAAAUGAGUUUUUGGGAUAAAAGUGAAAUUUCAGUGGUAAAAUAUGUUCAUUUGAAUACCUGAGAUCAUGAUAAGAACACUAGAUACCGAAUGAAUUUAUAUUAACCGAGAAAUAUGCAUACAACACAAAAACGGUACUGUACUCAGAAUCAGCCGACAACAGUCACAAUUGAUUCUUCUGUUAAUGAAAUGGAAAAUGAAGACUGGAAUAGAUUUCUGGAAAAUGACUUUACUAAAUUUAUGGGGAUUACUUCACGGCAAAAUUAUCCAUUUAACGAUCAAUCUAUUAUAUAUAAUCCAAAUGAUACCAGUACUACUUCUAAUAUCAUUAAUAAUAACAACAUUCCUAUCACAUAUAAAAUGAAUGAUAAUAAUAAAAGUGGCAGUGUAAAUAAAAAUAUUUUGGGACACGUCAAGGAGUUGCGAGAAAAUUGUUCUAAUGACAAUAAUCUAGAAAUUACUCCCAAUUGUGAUUGCUCAGAUAAUGAUCUAUCAUGGACAAAGGAUGUUUUCAAUUCAAAGCAUUAUACCACUAGCUCUCUUGCUUUGACAAGUGGAUUUAUCAAUGACACAAAAAUACAAAAUAAUCAUCCAGUCAGUAAUGAAUUUAUUUCUGGUGAGGAUUAUCAACAAUCUAACUAUCUCUAUGAUCAACAUUUUAAUUCUACACCUGUACAAUUAUGUUCACAAACUGAUUAUUCUGUAAUGAGAACUGUGAAUUAUCCUUAUAUUAUUAAUAACGAACAUCCACAUUAUCUUAGUGAGUACAUUCAAUCAAGUGACACAGAGUAUUCAAAUUAUCAUAAUAAUCUUCAUAUGGAUUUAAGAUCAAAUGUCUCUGAUUUUACCGAUACUAGUAUUGCUAGUGAUCCAGAUUAUCAGAACCAAAGCGAAUCGAAAGCAAAGUCAUCAUUCAUGUUUUUAAAUGAUUACUUAUGUGCACCACAAGCACCAACCAUAGAAAAUUUAAAGUCAUGUAAUCCUUUAAGCCAGGAAGAUUCCUUUGAGAAUGGAUGGCUUGAUGGUCAAAACAGAACACAUUAUUGUGCUAACUGGUCAGUCGAUUGGACAAAUAAUACUGAGUCAAAUAGUCGACCAAACUAUCACUCAUGUAAUUCAAAGCAUAUUCCUAUAAACUUUGACAGUUUCCGAUGUCUAGAUACCGGUUCAGAGACACCCAUUCCUAACGCUUUCAACUUGUCGAGUGGUGCAUACUUUUGGCUAUAUAACUCCCAGUGCAAAGGUCCAAAGGCCUCUCCAUUAAUAAGCUUGACAAACACAAUGGUUUUGAAUAAUUCAGCUGAAGAUGAUCAAUCAAGUUUGACAGAAAAUUGUACUUCAAGUGUCUAUCAAGAUGAUUUCGUGUCUUCUAGUGCUUCUUCUCGUGUUAUUAAUCCAGUAAUACAUUAUCCUAUAUCCCCAUUAUCCUUGCCAGGAUAUCCAUUCGUCGUUUUUGAAGAUCCUGUUCAAAGAAGAUAUGAUUUAGUUCAUUGCUCAAAAUUGCGUCGAGGUGACGGUAAUGAUGUGACUCCAAAUUUAAUGCGUUUGCGUUCUAUGGGAGAAGAACUUGCUCAUUUGAAUAGAAAUAUCACAGCUCAAGGUGAGUUGAUUGCUACAGGUGCAAGUUCAGUGCUUGAUCAGCCAGAUAUGAAUUUGGAUUUUAAGGUGAUUCAGGAUCUUUCUGGGAGUAUCUUCAAUUCCAAAAUAGUUGAACAGGCAAAACGCGAAAAAAACAAGUUGGCUAGCAAGUAAGUCUUAUUAUACUAGAUUUCAGGAGUUAAAUAUUUUAAAUCAAACAUAUUCAUUGCUUUGAGUGAAGUAACAGGCGUCCACUUUUUAUCAUUUAACUAUAGACAUCAUGAUCAAUAAAUUGUCUAUUUACUGCAGGUCGACAUGAAAACAUUCCCUGUUAUUAUACUCAUUGAAAACAUAGAUCAAAAGAAAACAAAUAAUUCAAAAAUAUAUUUUUCGAUUAUUCACAUCACGGAUUGACCUUGGUUUUACGAUCAUCAGGAAGCACAAGAUAUAUAUUUUAUCAUUUGGUUGUACAUUUUCAGUAAUGUCAAUUCAUGUUCCUAUUGGGGAUCAAACUAAAACCCGUCAAGUCUUUCAGUGAGCAUUUAAACUUUAGCAUCCAAUGGUUUGUACAUUUAACCUCAAUCAAUUUGAGACAUUACGCAGCCAUCAUUCAGUGUCCACGGUGACGAAUUACUUCAUACUUGACGUGGUUGAACUUCACUAGCCAUGGCUAUUCACUAGAACUACUGUAAUUACCUCAUGAAACUAGCCGAUAUGAGUACACGAUUCUUAUCAUUCUAUAAAAGGUUUGUGGGGAAUGUUAAGGUUUGGAGUUAACAUGAACUGAUCUUUGUUAGAUAUGUAAAUCAUUUGAUGUCUGCUCAGUGGUCUAAAGGUUAAGUUCACACUGAAAGACGUGGAGGUUUUUAGUUCGAUUCCCGAUGGGGUCAUAGAUGGACAUUGUUGAAAAUUCCAUACUACGAUGAAUUAUAUAUCCAUUCCUUCCUGAUUUUCAACAGUUGUUUGACUAAAAUCAGUCCUUGAUAUGCACCAUAAGAAUUAGCAAUCUUCACAAAUCUACUAUCUGGUGAGAAGAUUUUUAAUGCAUUUACUUCAACCAACUUGCUCAUAGGUAAAAUGGCUCAGAAACAUAGAACUUCCUGUCAAAAUGUAUUAAUUUCGCUGCUAAAAAGAUCCAAAAUUAAUAAGUCACGCUGAAAUAAGUGUCAACAAUAUUUAUUGUAAAAUGGAAAAUUAAAGAUAUGAUAAUAAGAUGGUGAAUAUGUCAGAGAAGAUGAAUAACUAACCUUUUGACUGUGAUAGUAAACCUAAAUCAUGUAAUUUGUGCUUAUAUCUUGGAAGUUGACUUGUUUCUUAGUAAUUCAUAACUACAAUCAGUAAUUUAUUGACAUUAAUGUACAUCACGAAGUGUUUACUUUUACAGUUUUUCAACGUCAUUGCAUUUUCGAUAGAUUCGAACGUCAUUACAGACCGUACUUUCCAUUAGUAUUUAGGAAUUCUGGUAUUUUAUUCUACGUUGAUGUCUUGAUUAGUGAGAAUGUUAUAGAGAUGAAAUCAGCGUUUUCGGUCAAAAUUGUUUGAAUGAUUUAGAUAAUCUAACUACCGUUAGAGCCGUAUACAAGAGUCUGUGGUGUAAGAAAAAAAUCCCGGAACCUUUAUGAAACUCCUAUACUAGUAACAUUCUUGUUUUGUUGUAGAUAUGGUUGGUCAAAAACAUAAAAAAAAUCAUUUUAAUGUAAAGGUAAUCAAAUGAAUAGUUUUGGGGAUAGACUCAGAAGUAACUCAUAUAUAUUUGAUGUCUGUUCUUACUUAGUAAAGGUAUUUUCAAUAUAGGGAUUACGUAAUCAGUGAAGUGCUUUAUGUAAUAAAAAUUGUAUCCUUUAAUAACUUAAAGAAUCGUUGGAAAUUACGUUACCAGUGGCUAAGUGUUGAUUAUCUAUUCUUAAAUGUCUCGCGUUGGACGUUUCCUAUGUUCACAAUUACGUAAAGAAAUAGUUAAUUCAACAGAUCAGUGAACUAUCCUUACAAUCUUUAAGAAUUCUGAUUAGAGUAGAUAAUUUUAUGGUAUAGAAACUAAAGCAUUGUGGUUAAAAUCGUUGAAACAGAAAUCAUAUUCAAAAUCUGUUUUUGAUCAAAGACUGUAAAAUAAUUAUUGUUAUUGUUUAGAUGUGUCAGAAAAAUCUUCAAUUCUUUAAGGUGCUUGUAGAACUGUUGUGACAAGAACACAAGUGGGGACAACCAGAGUAUCUCGAUAAAAUAUAAGAACCAUACACUGUAUACUUUGUUUGCAAAUAUCCAUCAGCUGUCCUUCACAUUCUGUUUGAUUCUUCAAGUUCAUAACUUCUUUAUAUUUUCCCUUUCAUUCUAUUCAACUCGAUCUUCUUGGCCUUCUGAUGCCAAGUUUUCCACUUCCUAUAUGUGUUAUAUGCUACUUAUGUCUGCCUGAAAUUAUCAGAGGGUAUUCAUCAUUUUACGUAAUAAAUCAGAUCAAUGACAUGUGGAUAUGAAAUAUGUUAAUUUCUAGUGUCAUAUCUGUAAAUGAAAAUUUAAUGAUUACAUGCAUACUAUGAAUCAUAAGAUUAUAACUAAAUUUCAAAUUGAUAGUUUUUAAUAUAAUAUUAAAAUAAAGAUAUGUUGUUCAGGUGAAUGCUUUCGAUAUAAUAUUGUAUGGUUUGAUACAUAUGUAUUUAAUACGCAGAAUAUUACAUAAAUUGUGAAAAUCACCUUUUAACAGAUAUAAUAUAUAGAAAAAAGGUCUUAUCUGAUUUAUCAAUACAUCAAGUUGAGCUGUAACAAAGAUUAGUGCAGAAUAAUGUGAAUUCAUUUUGUUUCGUCAGGUUCUCAUCAGCUGCUUACAACCUAAAAUAUUUGAAAAUCAGAGUUAUUUCAGAUAUUGACAUUGUCAAUAUUUAAUUUGAACGGAAACAUGCACACGUUUUCUGAGGAGACAGCAGUGAUAUCCAGUACGCGUUCCAUUUCGUCCUAUUUAAAACUCAUCAGCUGGAUGUAACUGCAUCCCAGAGUUCAUGUUCACUUCAGGACUCAAACCCAGUACCAUUCGCAUCAAACAUCAAUGGGAAGAUUCAAAUAAACAAUACAAAAUGAAUUAUAAUCUCACUCUUAUGAAUAAGUAAGUGACCAUCAGGACUCAGUAGCUAGGUGGAUAACGCGAUGAUGAUUGAAGUGGACGGUACUGGGUUCGAGUUUCGGUGUGAACACCAACUCUGGGAUACAGGUAAGUCCAUCUGACGAGUUCUUAAUAGAAGGAAACGCUCGUCCUGGAUUACAUUGCUUGCCACUAACCAUAUUUGCAUAUAAUGAUUGUGUUAAUUUAUUUCGGUUAUUUAUUUACCUGACGAAGUGGCUUACAUUAGGUCACGAAAAGUCGGAAAUAAAAUUUUCUACUCAUUGCGAUAUAAUAGAAAAUAUAUUUAUUAUUAACUUUCUACCAGAUGCUCAGUUUAUUCAAAACUAUCAAGUCCAACCUUGACACUGAUAUAUAUAUCCUUUGUCAGCAUAUACAACAUGUAACAUAAUCUAUGUUUUAUAUAGUAGUAAUUCACAGAAACUAAUAUACGCAACCAAAGUGUAAUAUAUUCCUGUGAACUACAAAUUAAUUAUUUCCAGAUUACAAGUGUGAAGGUAUUUCAGCAUCAUUUAUCUAUUUUUCCAAACUUUGGUGGAUGGGCACCAGAUAAUAAUUUAAGCUAGUUUCCUUAUUCAAACUCAAAAUAUCUCCUUUUCUAUCAAUUCUUGAUUUCUUAAUUAUUAGGUUCCCUUUCUUUAUACAUAAUUAUUUGUUAUAUUCUUCAUAGUUUUUAGUAUGAAUUUGUCAUCUAGAUUUUAGUGUUAUUCUCAUGUUAUAAUUGAAGGCUUUGAGUCUUAUACAAGUGUGGAAGUUACUUGUUGAAAAGCGACUCCCACUAAGUAUUUCAAUAUAAAAUUCUACAAAAUAAAUUUCUAUCAGUUAAUUACUUUAUACUGGAUUUGUCUGAUCAAUCUGACUAGCAGUAUUAAGUAUGCAUUGUUUCCAUCAAUAAGGUCUUCAAUAGUUUAUUCGAAAGGAUUUUAUAAAAAACAAUAUCAUGGGAAAUUUUAUAGCGAUUAUCUUUUUAAGCCAUAAAUGAUAUCACGGAAACUAUCACGUUGAUAAUUUGGUCAUUGUAAAUUAUUGUCUUAUUUGAUUAUUAUUAAAAAGAAUUUUGUAUUCAUUUUUCUAUUGAUAAUUCAAUGACCAUCUUAUUUGUCUUUAUCUUUAUCUACAUUUAUUCAUUGAAAUCAUGACUCACGAAUUCGAUAAUAAUCUUUUGACUGGAAUAUAUUCAUUGUUUUACUCCUUUCACCAUUCAUGUAAUUUAGUAUCGUUUUGUUAGAGUUCCCUUAGUACGUAUAUAUAUAUAUAUAUAUAUAUAUAUAUAUUUGUGUGCCCAUUGACGAACUGUUCGUUUACAAAUAAACUCAAUGAUGAAAGAACAAUAUAAUGGCACUAAUCUUAGAGUAAUCUAAUUAGAACUUUGUGUGAAAGAAACGAGUAUUGAGAUAUUCAUCAGGAAAAUAAUUAAUGCUAAUCUCUUCGGAUAUUCUAUUACGUAAUUUGUCGAAAUUCGAUCACAUUCACGCUAAUUCUGUUUUCUUCAAUUUAUAUAAUAGUUCCUAUUGUCUUAUAACACGUAGUCAUAUGGAGUAUAACAGUGAAUUUAUUGGUUGACUGAAAAAUGAAUAUGUAACAAUACUGUUUCAUUAUAAAAUUUAUUUAUUUUAAUUAACAAAACAUUUAAUAAGAAAGAUUUACUUUUUUUGCUGAUUUGUGUUGUCUUUAUCAAUUUAUUCAUUAGAUUUCAAACAGUUAUUUGCUGGUCACAGUUUGUAUAUUUAUUCGGCCACAUGACAUAUUUCUUUACUAUAACGAUAACUUUUUGGUUGACAGUGGAUUAUGAAAUGGUCAGUUGCAAUAGAAUAAUCAGUGUUACAAUGUUAUUAGUUGAUGUAGUCGCGCUUACUACUUUGCAAUGUGCUUCAUAAAAUACUUCACUAUGGUUCAAAAUGUCAAUAAUGCUUAGUAAUUAUUAGCUUUGCUUUCACAAAAAUUACGAGGGGGUUGUAAACGACAGAGGCAGUAAUUGGUUGAAAACCAUGAAAGUCACUGAUGGUUCAAUUUCAGUCAAGUAAUAAUUGUCAGAGUUAACUGGAAAUCACUAGAUUUCAUGUUAAGAUUUCUACUGCUGGCUUUCAGAUGUGAAGUUUAUGUUACACUACAAUCCCUCAGUUAUCCACUAUUUACAAGAAGCAUUUCUGCCUUCAUUUACAACAAAGCACAUCAUAUCUGAAUAUUCUCACUACUAUAGGCCACACUUUUUUGACGAACUCAAAGAAUAAAGGGGAAGAAUCUAAUAAUACGGCAAUUUUUCUGAUGACUUUUGAUUUUUCAUAGAAUUAUCAGGGUGUGCAGUAAACAUGAAGUGGGUUAAGUAAGCAUUAAGUAAGUAUUAAGUUGAGGCGUUAACGACAUCAUUAACAAACAAAAUUUAUCAUAUUUUCAUUGACAAAAAUAGAUAAUACCAAAGUUGUUUAUAAAGGUUUUGAUAAGUUGAAGGCUACUAACUGUUGUCUUUUUUCACAAAAAGUGUAAUCAAGCUCAUAUCAACAAAAUACAGAAUUCUACAGUAUAAAAUAUACAUGUACAUAAAUUUCUUCACAUCAACAUUUUUCAAAAGCGAUGUACUUAUGUUAUACUUUUAUCAUUUCAUUAAAUUAAAGCUAUCAACAUCGUGAAAUGUUGAUAAGUUAGUUAAAUUCUAGUAGUCUUGUAUUCUGUGAGAUAGAUGGCUCGAUCAAAAGUAUUCAUUUGGACUUCUUAUCAUCACCUUUAUGAUUGAAAAUUAUUAUCAUGACAAAAUAUAACUUACUAAUAACGUUUCAAUGUAUUGGCAUUCAACAAAUUAUUAUGAAUAAAAAUGACAAACUUUUGUAUAAUUUAAUUAAAUAACCUAAAAAGUAAAAACAAUAAUCUUUAUCAUAUAUCAGUGGGAUUAGAUAUAAUCAAACCAUGAGAUGAUAAUUUAAAAUUUCCCAAUAGUUAUAUUUAAUUUUUCUUAAUAAACCAUUUCUACUGUAGACGAAUCGAUGAAAUACUCAUUUACAUCACAUACUACCUGUAUGUGCAUAAAUAUUUUAUUAAAAUAAAUGGGUGGUUAUCAUUUUUCUUUAUGAAAGAUUAAUAUUCUUACUAAACGGAUCGCAAGAGAUUUCAACCUCUUACUCCUCCCAAGUUACCCUUAAACGUAUUGAGUUAUUGUGCGUUGUGAAUGGACGACUCAGAACUCUAGACCCAGGUUUCGUGCUAUUUUAAACUGUUCAGCAUGAUAUUAGUAAAGACUUGAUGGAACUGAUCCUCCCUGAUAAAUUUGACUUCGUAUCGUUCAGUUCCACCGUCAGAGAUAUCACAAUAAAUCUAUUUGGGCCACGACUAACCUCUUGCAGCACUGAUACAUUUGCAAGUGAUUGGUUAAUGAUUAGUGACCACUGUUACGUUUGCCUCGUAUUUUUAUCGAUAAAGUUAUGAAUAUCUCAAUCCUACAGGACAUUACAGCAUGAUCAAUAGAACUUGAUCUGCAAAAAGGAUUAGACAUGCAUGACAUUGGUCAGUACUCAGUAAUCAGUAAGUAGUAUAUCCUCAAACGUGAUAAAAAAACUCAUAUUUAACCGAAAAUUUCAUUAUUUAAUGUAAUCUCUUAUUUCAGUUGAAACAUAAAUUUUUAAUACACUACUGAAAAAUCAAUUUUUAGUACACAACACUAAUUUAACAUAUCGUUUGAUACUUUAACUAUUUAAUUACGUCUAUUCAUAAGUACAGAUUUCUUAGGGUUACGACAAACAAAUAAUAAGACAUAGAAAACACCAAGUUCGAAUAAGCUUUCUCUUAUGGGAAAUGUAUUUAAAUGUCCUAAAAGAAUCAAAGCUAUGAAUGACAAUUCAAUUAUAGAUGUGAUAAGAGUAUUAGGCUAAAAAGUAACGCAUGAAUUUGUACUUUUCCUCUAUAAAAAAAUUGAAUUCAUGAAUGAAUAUUUUUCUGAGUUAAAUUUUGAAUGAAUUAGACUCCAACUUAAAAACUUUUCCGAGAUGGUUUAUUCUAAUAAUAAAAGUAAACUGUUCAAGAACUGUUUGGGACUGGCAAAACUGCAUAGUAUAAAAUGUCUUGAGCUAUCUGUAGUAAAAUAUAUUCAUAUAAGUCCAUGAAAAAUAUAAAUUUUUGUGAUUGGAUAUUAUUUAUUUGAUACCACUUAUUUUUAAAAUCACAAUUUACAAAAGGUUCACAAAACGUUCUGUAAAUUGGAUUUUUAAGUGUAUGUAUUUCUUUUCAGAAUUUGUCGUCUUAAAAAGAAAGCGUUUCACGAAGCCAAUAAAAUUAAAUAUCUUGGAUUGGAGAUUGAGUACAAUGAAUUGGCUUCAGUCAUAGUAAAAAUAAAAGAAUUGAUUACAAAAGCUCUGAAAAAUAAUUUACCAUCAGAAAAUUUACGUUAUGAAUUAGCGAAUCAGCAACACUUUUAUAUGUCUGAAAAUCAAUUGAAUAAGGUAGACUUAUCAUCAACAUCAUCAAGUCACACUGGAUCGAUAGCAUUGACACAAUCUACCGUAAAACUUUUUCCAAAUAUUUCGGGAUCAGUGUUUAAACAAGCUUUAGUAUUCUAUGAAACAACACAUGUUACCCGGACAGCUGAAAGAAUGGAUAUAUUAGUCGAUGAAGUCAUUCAAAAUUAUUCAUUCUCCUGUUCUUUAUCUUCUGGUAGAACUGACUCAUUUGAACGUGAUAGUCAAUCUUUUACAUCAAAUAGAAAAUACUAUACUCCUUUACUGCAAGCAUUGACAAAUGCAAACAUGUAUUACAACAAUCACGAUGAGGAUAAGUCAUCGGAUACUAAAAAUUCAAAUGUUAUCUUUCACGAAACACCAGAAAUGAACAAAGCAAACGAUAUUCCACAAGAUACACAACAACAAUGUCCAUCAACAUCUAAAUCAAAUUAUCCAAGACCACCACCAGAAUUUAAACUAAUUUAUGAAUGACAAAAUCAUUGGCAUCAAAGAAACUAUUAAUUAACGAAGUAAUUCUCAUUCAAUCCCUUCUAUCUUCACAACUAAAUUUGUUUAAUAAGUAAAACUUAUACCUUGAACUAACUAAGCUGAAGUGUUUUGUCACUUUUUUAUUCUUAAAUAAAUAGUCAUUUUAUUGUAUGGAGGUAUAACUAAACACUGAUAAAAAAACUGUGAUAAUGUGUUUUUGUUUUGAAUAUAAUAGAUAAUCUAUUGUUCAUUCUAUGUUUAUAUUUCAUUUUAUACUGUUGUUCUGAAAUACUCAUCUUUCUAUAUCAUUUCACCAUGUUAUCAUUCUAUACUUUAUAUGCUUAUUCAGCAUACAUAUAAGCAUUCAUACGUUAUACCAAAUGUUAAUAUUUUCAUUUGAAAAUCAUCAUACUACUAACAAUAAUUAUGUAAUAAACGAUGUUAACAAGAUUUAUAAAUUUAUUAUUAUUAUUUUAAACAAUUUAUUUCACCUUUCAUAAUCAUUAUUCUUUUUCUCAUUUACAAAUUAUUAAUGUUAAUAUAUUUAUCUCCCCCUUUUAUAAAGAAACAAAAAAAAACACAACAGAAACUACUUGAUUCAUUUCAUGUCUUUGUGUGCAUAAUAGUAAGAAGUGUAUCUUGAUAAUAAAUAAUAUUAUUAGUUGUAGCAGUGAUAUUUUUAUCAUUAUUAUUUACAUUAUUAUUAUUUGUAGUAGAAGUGCGGGUUGUAGCAGUAAUGGUGACACGUUGAAUUAGUGCGGUUGUGAAAUAUGUAUAUAAGUGAUACAUUUGAUGAACAUUCCAAUACAAGUUUAUGCUACAUCUAGUAAACAAAUUAAAAAUGAUGAUAAUAAUAAUAUGUGUGUAAAUUAAUUCAACUUGUUAAUAUAAAAAAACUACUUUUCUCUUGUUAAACAGUGUUGCUAUUCACGUUUAUCAAUGUGUCUAGUUUUCGACUAUUACUCAAUUAAUCUACCAAGUUGUAAAUUCACUGUCUUGCAGUCGUUAAAUUAAUUAUUCAUUUGUCCUAUAUCUCCACAUAGAGACAUUUUAAAUUUACUGUUAAUACUUAUAUGGAUCUUAUCACUAAAGUAAUAUGUCCAAGAUAUUAUGUCUGUUCGACACUCUGCAAAGAAAAUAGACAAAUAUAGUUUUUAGCAGUAAGAACUUCGUCAAUAUGGAUAAUUGAAUUGUGUGUUCUAAAG